AAAAUGAAAAACAAACAAAAUUAAAUCAAAGCAUUAAGAUAUUGGAAAAUAUUAAGAUUUCAAUUACUAAAACACGUAUUCCAUCUGAUUUAGAACCAGAUAAUACAAUCUACAAAAAAAUUGAACAUAAAGAUUCAUGUUUAAAACGAUUAGAACAUCUUUUGAUAUUUGUUAAAUUAAACAAGGAAAUUGAAAACCUAAAAGAAUACGAGAUUCCUGAUUAUAAAAAUCACGAAAGAUUAAAAUCAAACUUUCCAAAUGAUCUUAAACAGGAAUUAAAAGAAUCUCAUCAAAAGAGACUUGAUUUCUUAAAAUAUCUAAAUGAAAUCCAAUUAAAUAACGAAUGGACAAGAGAAAUUAAGAAAAAAUUUGAAAAUUACAAGAAUAAAUUUAAUAACUUGUAUGAAAACGAUUCUAAAAUCUUAACAGACUUGAUCAACAAAGAAUUGAAAUUAAUUGAUCAUUACAUGUUGUAUGUUGAACGAAUUAACAGAAUCUUUACCUUGGAAGAAUUGAAUAAAAUAAGAACAAAUGAAAUCGGAUCAGAUACGAUUUUAACCCCGAAUCAAAAAUUAGCUUUUUAUGAUAAAGAAAUACCUAGAAGAAUCAGUGAAAUUAUUGAUAUUAUUUACAAUAAAGUUUUAAAUGAAAUCAACAACAUUAAGAAUCUUGAAGAUUUUAUCAUUGAUUCGUACGGUCAUGGUAAAUUGACUGAAAAUGUUUUAGCUUUGGGUAAAAAUGAACAUUUGUUAAAAGAUAAAAAAAUAUCUUUAGACAAAAUUGUUAAUACAUUUUUAGAUAAUUCAAUCAUCGUUUUAAACAAAUUUUACAGUAAAACUAAUCAACAACUUCAAAUUAAUUCAUUAAAAGACGAACAAACAAGCAUCGAUGCAAAAACGCGUGAUGGAAAAUUUUACCUAAGAAAUUUUGAGAUCCAUUUGAAUUUUGUUAAAUUUAAAUUAAAUGAUGAAAAAACUUUUGAUAGAACAUCAUCAUUUCACACUCAAGAAAUGAAAGAAUAUAUUAAUAAAAUCAUAUCCAUACAUGAAGAAAACAGUAUCGUGUAUUACCAAGUUAUUAUAAAUAGAAUGAAUGCUUCUACAAAUAAAGAAGAUUUUAAAGAUUGGGGAAAAAAAAAUUACAAAAUGUCUAAUCCUGUUGUUCCGCCUGUUGUUCCAGACGAAGAUGAUAGACUUCCAGGCAAAGCUGAUACUUUUGAUACAAUUAUGGAUGAUUUUUGGGGUUUGAUUAAUGGACGUAAAUUUCAACAAGAAACCGAUACUCACACUCUCGAUCUUGUUAAAGAAAUAUGGGAAUUGUAUAAAAUUAAAGAUCCCAUGCCUAACAACUUACCUGAUUCAAUAGAAAGAUUGAAAGUCCACGCCCAACAAACAAUUCCCUUUCCUCUUACAGGAGAAAAUAGAUCUUUACUUAAAGAAAAUAUUGAAUGGAUCAAGAAAGUGACAGCAGCAUAA
Messenger RNA from Dentiscutata heterogama, 1475 nucleotides. NCBI's taxonomy places the organism in Eukaryota, Fungi, Glomeromycota, Glomeromycetes, Diversisporales, Gigasporaceae. The record is from the annotation of a GenBank genome assembly.